Molecule: messenger RNA, 3499 nt
Organism: Amphibalanus amphitrite
Lineage: Eukaryota; Metazoa; Arthropoda; Thecostraca; Balanomorpha; Balanidae
Product: glucose dehydrogenase [FAD, quinone]-like
Exons: 11
Coding region: 735-2606 (623 amino acids)
Molecular function (GO): oxidoreductase activity, acting on CH-OH group of donors; flavin adenine dinucleotide binding
Source: RefSeq, a predicted model, not a curated record
CCGGGUUUAAUGCCCAUCCCGCUCAGGACUGGUAUCAGCAGGCUGAUGUAGAAAUUCCCAACAACACCCGACCGGGCCGGCCGGCCGGACGGACGUGUGAAUAACCUGCAGGUGCCGAGCGCCGACCGCUCGUGAGCUCAGUUUCGUCACCCGGAGGUCUGCUUCGAACCGGCCGCGAUGAUCCCCGCUGAGUUCACUGGGUCACUGGGGGUCAGCCGGCGCCCCGUCACUGCCCGGGAGGCAGGCGCGCGCCAUCCCCGGCGUUUCACCGGCUCCCGGGGCGGUGUGGCCCUCAUCUGCCGGGUCCCUACCGGUGCGGGGUCUGCAGGAGCGCGCCUGGGGCGCUCUGGACACAGGACCGCGCCGGCCCGGGGGCAGACGACGCUGCAGUCCUGCAGCCAGACGUCGUGCGCACGUGUGGAAGCUGCCGACCAAGAGGGCGCGGGCGCGGGUGGUGAAAGUUUUCAGUGACGUAACUGGCGGGCCUGGUCGGCGGCGGCUGCGGCGGCGUGGAGCGACGGCGGCGGCGCCGCUGGGUUAGUAGGCCGGGAGAGCUCCUACCAGCCACGGCUCUCGGACUCGCGCGCCGCGCCGCGACGGCACACAGUUGGCGACCAGCCGUCUGUUUGCGGCGAGCAGGUGACGCCGUGUGUCCGACCGCCGAUCAACCGGCCCUCUGGUCACCCUCACCACCACCACCAACUUGUGUGCGUCGUUGAGCGAGUGAGACCGCCAUGCCGGGCGUGAUCCCCGUGCUGGGAGUGACGGCGACGGCGCCGGCAGCGGCCGCCGCGCUGGCCGUCGGUGUGUGGUUCAUGCCGCUGCUGCUCACCGCCAUCGCCUACUACCACUACGACCUGGUCGACCCCGAGUCGCGGCCCAUCAACAGAAAACAGCUCUAUAAGAAAUAUGACUUCAUUAUAGUGGGCGCCGGGUCGGCGGGGGCCGUGCUGGCCAACCGGUUGACAGAGAACCCGGCGCACUCUGUGCUCCUGCUGGAGGCCGGCGGUGACGAGACAGAGGUGUCGGACGUGCCGGCGCUGGCCGGCUACCUGCAGCUCAGCAAACUCGACUGGCAGUACAAGACGGAGCCGCAGCCCACUGCCUGCCUGGCCUACAUCGGACACCGCUGCAACUGGCCAAGAGGGAAAGUGAUGGGCGGCUCCUCUGUACUCAACUACAUGCUGUACGUGAGGGGUAACCGACUCGACUACGAGCGCUGGCACGAGAACGGCAACUACGGCUGGGACUUCGAGACCGUCCUGCACUACUUCAAAAAGUCCGAGGACAACAGAAACCCCUACAUCGCGCAAAACAAGCGGUUCCACUCUACGGGCGGCUACCUGACCGUCCAGGAGGCGCCCUGGCGCACACCACUGGCCACCGCCUUCGUGUCUGCCGGCGUCGAGAUGGGCUACGAAAACAUCGACUUCAACGCCCAGCAGCAGACAGGUUUCAUGAUACCGCAGGGUACCAUCAGGCGAGGAUCCCGCUGCAGCACGUCCAAAGCGUUCAUCCGCCCCGUGCGGCUGCGCAAGAACCUGCACACCGCCAUGCACUCGCAUGUGACCAAGGUGCUGAUUGAUCCUGACACCAAGCGGGCUUACGGCGUGGAGCUGGUCCGCUACAAGAAGCGCUAUCACAUCUACGCCAAGAAGGAGGUGAUCCUGUCGGCGGGAUCGCUCAACUCUGCCCAGCUGCUCAUGCUGUCCGGUAUCGGACCUGCCUCACAUCUGUAUGAGCACGGCAUUCCCGUGAUCCAGGACUUGCCGGUCGGCUACAACCUCCAGGACCACAUUGGAACCGGCGGCAUCGUGUUCUUGCUGAACAAGCCCAUAUCGCUGGUACAGACCCGAUACGAGAACAUCCCGAGUAUCCUGAAAUACGCCAUGUUCGGAUCAGGACCGCUGACGGUGCUCGGCGGCGUGGAGGGCCUUGGCUUCGUGAAGACAAAGUACGCCAACCAGUCGCAGGACUGGCCGGACGUAGAGUUCCACUACGUCAGUGGAACGCCGGCCUCCGACGGCGGCAGGCAGAUCAGGAAAAUCCAGGGUCUCUCUGAGGAGACGUGGCAGAUGUUCAAGCCCAUCCUGUUCCGCGACUCGGUGACCAUUGUGCCGAUGCUGCUGCGGCCGGCCUCCAAGGGCGUCGUGCAGCUGCGCUCGUCCAACCCGUUCGAGCCGCCGCUACUCAUCCCCAACUACCUGACUGAGGACAUUGACGUUAAAACCAUGGUCGAAGGUAUCAAGAUUGCCGUGGCCAUCGGCGAGACGCAGGCGUUCAAGCGGUUAGGCGCCGAGUUCUACAAGGUGCCGAUGCCGGGCUGCAUCCACACGGCUCUGUGGACCGACGAGUACUGGGAGUGUCUGGCUCGCUACUACACCAGCACCAUCUACCAUCCGGUGGGCACGGCCAAAAUGGGGCCCUACUGGGACCCAGAGGCCGUGGUCGACCCAGAGCUCAGGGUAUACGGCGUGUCCGGGCUGCGAGUGGUGGACGCCUCCAUCAUGCCGCAGCUGGUCAACGGAAACACCAACGCCCCCACCAUUAUGAUCGGAGAGAAGGCCUCCGACCUCAUCAAAAAGUUCUGGAGCGACCAGCACUGAUGACUGCUCUGUGGGGUCGGUGGGCUCUCACCGGUCCCUGGGGAUAGACUUUUCUGUGACUUACCCGGCCGACGGGAGGGCGGAGUGCGUCCGUCUCCUGUCUGAGGGCGACCCGUGCCGGGUACCGGUCACGCCGGACUGUGAAUUACGGGUGGACGCAGCGACUCCUGGGUGCUGCUCCGGCGCCGCGCAGCGCCGGCGACUCGCGUCCCACUCUAGUGCCAUUCCCAGUGCUCAAACGGGCCGCUGCGUGUGCCGUGAUCUCGCGUCACGAGCGGUCGGGCCCGGCCCCGCCGCCCGGCGCGUCGGGGCGCUCUGUCGCAGAGCACAAAUCAAAACGGUUCAUUGUUCGGUAUCGGCGUCCGAGAGUAGCGGCCCGAGCUGGCCCCGCGGUCGGCGCGUUCUCUGAGAGGGGAGCGCGCCGUCGCUGCCAUAAUGGCGCCAGCUGGUAGUGUGAGCACGCGUCCUCAGCAGCAGUAGUAAUUUAUUAUCGCUAGAUUAGUUGCAGAUCAUGAUGUGCCGUAACUGCUUAUUUGCUGCUUUUGUGAUAAUGUGGUAUUAACAUUAUUGCUGGCAUUGUAGUUUAAGUGAAAGAGUUGUACACCUUUCAAUGUCCGCAUGUUUUAGCAUGAUGGAACUGAACUACCGUCGGCACUGGUCGGCCCGCUUUACGCCUUUGUGUGUGCGAGUGAGCGAGUGAACUGUGCGAGCGAGUGAGUGCUGGCAAAUUGCGUUUCCUAUUUAUUAUUAUAUUUAUGCUCAAUGUGCGUCGCAUGCUUCCAGUUCAUCGUCAUGUGCUCGGGCUAGCUACCAUGUGUAAAUGGGGAGGGGAACGAAAUGGACCGACAUAUCAUGUGUAUUACUUUCUUGGAAGAAUACAAUUCCGGGGGAGA